AUGGCCUCGCUCCUCCAGCGCCUCAUGCGCCCCUUCUCCUCCUCCACCAUGCACUUCAACCCCGAGACCAGCGGCGCCAGCACCAUGACCAUCCCAGAAGGCGCGCAGAAAGCCACCCUCGCCGCGGGAUGUUUCUGGGGCAUCGAACACAUGUACCGACACGAUUUUGGCGGAAAGGGACUAUUGGAUGCGAGAGUGGGGUAUAUUGGCGGCGAUUCGAAGAAUCCGAGUUAUAGGGCUGUUUGUUCGGGAAGGACGGGGCACGCCGAAGCCUGCCAAAUCGUCUUCGACCCGACCCAAGUCUCGUACCGCACGCUCCUCGAAUACUUCUACCGCAUGCACGACCCGACGACGUCGAACCGGCAGGGCCCGGACGUCGGGUCGCAGUACCGCUCGGGGAUUUUCUACCACGACGACGAGCAGAAGGCGAUUGCGGAGGAGGUGACGAAGAAGGCGAACGAGCAGUGGUGGAAGGGCGGGGUUGUGACGGAGAUUUUGCCGGCGGCGGAGUGGUGGGAUGCGGAGAAGUAUCAUCAGUUGUAUUUGCAGAAUAAUCCGGGGGGCUAUGAGUGUCCGAGCCAUUUCUUGAGGAAGUUCCCGCCGCUGCAGUGA
Molecule: messenger RNA, 612 nt
Organism: Zasmidium cellare ATCC 36951
Lineage: Eukaryota; Fungi; Ascomycota; Dothideomycetes; Mycosphaerellales; Mycosphaerellaceae
Exons: 3
Coding region: 1-612 (203 amino acids)
Molecular function (GO): peptide-methionine (S)-S-oxide reductase activity
Source: RefSeq, a predicted model, not a curated record